Drosophila gunungcola (fruit fly) is the source of this 1019-nucleotide messenger RNA. RefSeq lists its product as uncharacterized. Bases 257 to 766 code for a protein of 169 amino acids. Gene Ontology annotation, molecular function: nucleic acid binding. The record is from RefSeq and is a predicted model, not a curated record. Lineage: Eukaryota; Metazoa; Arthropoda; Insecta; Diptera; Drosophilidae. The transcript has a single exon.
CAUAGAUGGUUUUACGAAGUUCGUUAGACUUUAUACAACAAAGACAACAAGCACAAAAGAAGUAAUUAAAGCUUUAUCCGAUUAUUUUAGGGCGUAUAGCAAACCAAAAUGUAUAGUUUCAGAUAGAGGCAGUUGUUUUACAUCUAAUGAAUUUAGUGAAUUUUUAACAGAAACAAACAUCAAACAUUUGAAAAUAGCGACAGGUUCUCCACAAGCAAAUGGACAAGUGGAACGCAUAAACAGGAGCAUAGGGCCCAUGAUAGCCAAAUUAACGGAGCCUGAAAAUAAUGUACAUUGGGAUAAUGUAAUCAAGCAAGUUGAACAUGCACUUAAUAACACUGUACACAGAAGUAUAAGACAAAUUCCUAGCAAAAUGCUGUUUGGUGUAGAGCAGAGAGGUCAGAUUAUUGAUGAACUUAGGGAUAAGUUAGAAGAAAUUAACAACACAGCUCAAGUAGAGAAUUUGGAUGAGAUUCGAAAACUGGCAAUGGAGAAACAAAUACAAGCGCAGAAAUACAAUGAAACAUAUUAUGAUAAGACAAAGAAAACGCCAAAGGAUUACACGAAAGGAGAUUUUGACAACACUGCGGGAGUUGCUAGGAAGUUGAUCCCAAAAAACAAAGGCCCAUAUACAAUUGCUAAAGUGCUUCGCAAUGACAGGUUCUUACUAAAGGAUGUUGAAGGUUUUCAAGUGUCUCGAAAUCCAUACAAGGGUGUAUGGAGUGCUCAAAACAUAAGACCCUGGAUAGGAAAACGAAAAAAAUAAAUGAAGAAAAUACAUGUAACUAAACACUGUCUUAGUAUAAGAUAGAUAUAAGAGUAAUUUGUCAAAAUUGUUUCCAAAAGGAACCAGGAUCAGGGGAUCCGUAUUACAGGAUGGCCGAAUUGUAGUAGGCUCGUACACACACUAACACACAUAUAUUAUUAUACCGAUACUUACACAAUACAAAUAAUUAUAAAACACCAAUAUACGAUACUUAUGUUAAAAGUUAUGUUAAACCUAUGUUAAGUAACAUGAA